AUGGAUAUUCUUACAGUAUCGCCUUUUAUCGGAUCAAAACUAGCUGAACUACGAUCUCAAGAAGAAAAGAUUUUAAAUGGUAUUGCUCGCAGUAUCUACUAUAAAUAUUUUCGACAAAAUGAAAUACAUAUUAAGUCGUAUGUAAUCAAAACCAUUGUUUUAUGGAUGUGCGAAGAAUAUAAUUCUGAUGGAAUCUUUUCAAAUGUACAGGAUGAACAACAAGUUGCAAUUGAGUUGAUAAAAUAUUUUAUUGAUUAUACAAAAGGGAAACUAAAAUCUCGUGUAUGUAAACAUUAUUUCAUUGAUGCUUUUAAUCAGUUGGACGAAUACACAGAGCACGUUGUCAAAAAUUCGUACGAUAUUCUAACAAAUGACGUUUAUGUUCCGUCGAUGCAACAUGAGCCUGAAACGACAGAACUAAAACCACGAAAAUUUUUAGAUUUAUUUAAAGAACCUUAUUCAGAGACGGUUGAGGCAUUUCGUUCAAUGGAGACAAAUGCAGCAAAUUUCGAUAAGUUCACAUACGUGUACAGAAAAGGAAUAUUCAUCAUUAAAGGAAAUGUGUUGGAAUUUGUUGGCAAAUGA
This is a messenger RNA of Didymodactylos carnosus, 585 nucleotides long. NCBI's taxonomy places the organism in Eukaryota, Metazoa, Rotifera, Eurotatoria, Philodinida, Philodinidae. The record is from the annotation of a GenBank genome assembly.